Piliocolobus tephrosceles (Ugandan red Colobus) is the source of this 6929-nucleotide messenger RNA. RefSeq names its product C-type lectin domain containing 16A (gene CLEC16A). Gene Ontology annotation, biological process: regulation of autophagosome maturation; endosomal transport; vacuolar transport. The record is from RefSeq and is a predicted model, not a curated record. Gene Ontology annotation, cellular component: late endosome; Golgi apparatus. The coding region runs from base 225 to 3380 and encodes 1051 amino acids. The transcript is spliced from 23 exons. NCBI's taxonomy places the organism in Eukaryota, Metazoa, Chordata, Mammalia, Primates, Cercopithecidae.
AUUUCCCAGCACCCCACGCGGCGGCGGCCGUAAAGCGCGGCGGUCGAACGGCCGGUUCCGGCUGAAUGUCAGUGCUGGGCUGUGGGCCGGGGAGGAAGGCGGCUGGUGGUUCCUCCACCACCUCCGCCGCGGCAUCCUCCGCUUGUGCUGCCGCCCCUGGCGCUGGGCCGCUCGGCUAGUCGGGCAUGAGACCGUGAGACGAGAGACGGGUCGGGGCCGCCGACAUGUUUGGCCGCUCGCGGAGCUGGGUGGGCGGGGGCCAUGGCAAGUCUUCCCGCAACAUCCACUCCUUGGACCACCUCAAGUAUCUCUACCACGUUUUGACCAAAAACACCACAGUCACAGAACAGAACCGGAACCUGCUAGUGGAGACCAUCCGCUCCAUCACCGAGAUCCUGAUCUGGGGAGAUCAGAAUGACAGCUCUGUAUUUGACUUCUUCCUGGAGAAGAAUAUGUUUGUUUUCUUCUUGAACAUCUUGCGGCAAAAGUCAGGCCGUUAUGUGUGCGUUCAGCUGCUGCAGACCUUGAACAUCCUCUUUGAGAAUAUCAGCCACGAGACCUCACUUUAUUAUUUGCUCUCAAAUAACUAUGUAAAUUCUAUCAUCGUUCAUAAAUUUGACUUUUCUGAUGAAGAGAUUAUGGCCUAUUAUAUAUCAUUCCUGAAAACGCUUUCGUUAAAACUCAACAACCACACUGUCCAUUUCUUUUAUAAUGAGCACACCAAUGACUUUGCCCUGUACACAGAAGCCAUCAAGUUUUUCAACCACCCUGAAAGCAUGGUUAGAAUUGCUGUAAGAACCAUAACUUUGAACGUCUAUAAAGUGGAUAACCAGGCCAUGCUGCACUACAUCCGAGAUAAAACUGCUGUUCCUUACUUCUCCAAUUUGGUCUGGUUCAUCGGGAGCCACGUGAUCGAACUUGAUGACUGUGUGCAGACAGAUGAGGAGCACCGGAAUCGGGGGAAACUGAGUGAUCUGGUGGCAGAGCACCUAGACCACCUGCACUAUCUCAAUGACAUCCUGAUCAUCAACUGUGAGUUCCUCAAUGACGUGCUCACGGAUCACCUGCUCAACAGGCUCUUCCUGCCCCUCUACGUGUACUCACUGGAGAACCAGGACAAGGGAGGAGAACGGCCGAAAAUUAGCCUGCCGGUGUCUCUUUAUCUUCUGUCACAGGUCUUCUUAAUUAUACAUCAUGCACCGCUGGUGAACUCGUUAGCUGAAGUCAUUCUGAAUGGUGAUCUGUCUGAGAUGUACGCUAAAACUGAACAGGAUGUUCAGAGAAGUUCUGCCAAGCCCAGCAUUCGGUGCUUCAUUAAACCCACCGAGACACUCGAGCGGUCCCUUGAGAUGAACAAGCACAAGGGCAAGAGGCGGGUGCAAAAGAGACCCAACUACAAAAACGUUGGGGAAGAAGAAGAUGAGGAGAAAGGGCCCGCCGAGGAUGCCCAAGAAGACGCCGAGAAGGCUAAAGGUACAGAGGGUGGUUCAAAAGGCAUCAAGACGAGUGGGGAGAGUGAAGAGAUCGAGAUGGUGAUCAUGGAGCGUAGCAAGCUCUCAGAGCUGGCCGCCAGCACCUCUGUGCAGGAGCAGAACACCACGGACGAGGAGAAGAGCGCCGCCGCCACCUGCUCUGAGAGCGUGCAGUGGAGCAGACCCUUCCUGGAUAUGGUGUACCACGCCCUGGACAGCCCGGAUGACGAUUACCAUGCUCUGUUCGUGCUCUGCCUCCUCUAUGCCAUGUCUCAUAAUAAAGGCAUAGAUCCUGAAAAACUAGAGCGAAUCCAGCUCCCGGUGCCAAACGCAGUCGAGAAGACCACCUACAACCAUCCGCUGGCUGAAAGACUCAUCAGGAUCAUGAACAACGCUGCCCAGCCAGAUGGGAAGAUCCGGCUGGCGACGCUGGAGCUGAGCUGCCUGCUUCUGAAGCAGCAAGUCCUGACAAGUGCCGGCUGCAUCAUGAAGGACGUGCACCUGGCCUGCCUGGAGGGUGCGAGAGAAGAAAGUGUUCACCUUGUACGACAUUUUUAUAAGGGAGAAGACAUUUUUUUGGACAUGUUUGAAGAUGAGUACAGAAGCAUGACAAUGAAGCCCAUGAACGUGGAAUAUCUUAUGAUGGACGCCUCCAUCCUGCUGCCCCCAACAGGCACGCCACUGACGGGCAUUGAUUUUGUGAAGCGGCUGCCGUGUGGCGAUGUGGAGAAGACCCGGCGGGCCAUCCGGGUAUUCUUCAUGCUGCGUUCUCUGUCACUGCAAUUGCGAGGGGAGCCGGAGACGCAGUUGCCGCUGACUCGGGAGGAGGACCUGAUCAAGACCGAUGAUGUCCUGGAUCUGAAUAACAGCGACUUGAUUGCAUGUACAGUGAUCACCAAGGACGGUGGCAUGGUCCAGCGAUUCCUGGCUGUAGAUAUUUACCAGAUGAGUUUGGUGGAGCCUGAUGUGUCCAGGCUUGGCUGGGGAGUGGUCAAGUUUGCAGGCCUAUUGCAGGACAUGCAGGUGACUGGCGUGGAGGAUGACAGCCGUGCCCUGAACAUCACCAUCCACAAGCCUGCGUCCAGCCCCCAUUCUAAGCCCUUCCCCAUCCUCCAGGCCACCUUCAUCUUCUCAGACCACAUCCGCUGCAUCAUCGCCAAGCAGCGCCUGGCCAAAGGCCGCAUCCAGGCAAGGCGCAUGAAGAUGCAGAGAAUAGCUGCCCUCCUGGACCUCCCAAUCCAGCCCACCACUGAAGUCCUGGGGUUUGGACUCGGCUCUUCCACCUCCACUCAGCACCUGCCUUUCCGCUUCUACGACCAGGGGCGCCGGGGCAGCAGCGACCCCACAGUGCAGCGCUCCGUGUUUGCGUCAGUGGACAAGGUGCCAGGCUUCGCCGUGGCCCAGUGCAUAAACCAGCACAGCUCCCCAUCCCUGUCCUCGCAGUCACCACCCUCCGCCAGCGGGAGCCCCAGCGGCAGCGGGAGCACCAGCCACUGCGACUCGGGAGGCACCAGCUCGUCCUCCACCCCCUCCACAGCCCAGAGCCCAGCAGAUGCCCCCUUGACUCCAGAACUGCCUAAGCCUCACCUUCCUGACCAGUUGGUAAUCGUCAACGAAACGGAAGCAGACUCCAAGCCCAGCAAGAACAUGGCCAGGAGCGCAGCCGUGGAGACAGCCAGCCUAUCCCCCAGCCUCGUCCCUGCCCAGCAGCCCACCAUUUCCCUGCUCUGCGAGGACACGGCUGACACGCUGAGCGUCGAGUCGCUGACCCUUGUCCCCCCAGUUGACCCCCACAGCCUCCGCAGCCUCACCGGCAUCCCCCCGCUAUCCACACCAGCCGCCGCCUGCACGGAGCCCCUGGGCGAAGAGGCUGCAUGUGCUGAGCCUGUGGGCCCCGCUGAGGACUGAGUCAGUGCCGGGGGCCUCCCUUUGUGUGUGUGGCCCUGCUGGUAGGGACCCCAGUGCCGCUGACUGGCAAGACAUGCUGGGAGCACCCAUCGUUCUCUGCGGCCCCCAGCAGCCAUCUCAGCCACCUAUCCCUGCGCUCCCUUGAAUGGGAAGAAGGCCAUGUUACCCUUGAAUUCCUUUUUCACUUUGCAUCUCUUCACGUGCAGGCUGGGACCAGCGGAGACACCCCGGCGAAUGUAGUCGACUGCACGGGCCACCUCAGGGAGCUGCCUGGGCUCCGUGUCUCUGAGUCCCGGGUGGCAGGACCCACCGGCACCUCUUGCUUCCUCUGUCAUAUGGCUCCUCUGUCACCAGCCCCAGUGUGCACAGAAGAAUUGGACCAGGUCACUGUACGUAGAAAUUUAUAGAAAAGCAGACUUAGAUAAACAUCUCCUUUGGAUAUUUAUUUCCGCUUUUGGCAGCAAGUGAACAUUUAUUUUUAAAACUUCUAUUUAAAAAAAGAGUCCAAAAACAUCAGCACUACGGUUUGAUGUCAUGUGAGAAGUGUAAUAAUACAGUUAAGAUUUCAUUAUCAUUUUCACUGGACCUUUCCUGAUGUUUUAGAGUUCUUAGUGUGGCUUUUUCCAUUUACUUAAGUGAUUCUUUGUUACUCACUAACUCUGCAAACCUGUGGAAUAAUGAAGUACCUUCCUGGAAAGUUUAGAUUAUUUUUUAAACAAAAACAAGGGAGAUACAUGUAUUCUCAGGUACACACAGAGCUGAGAGGGCUGGACGGUUUUCUGCCGUAGCAGCCGAGAGGCCUCCCAUCAUGGAAAGAUUUCUCCAGGAAAAGAAAGAAUGUAGCCAGCUCCCCGCUCAGGACGCUUCCUCAUUUCUCUUCACCAAAACCAAACAGAGACAGCUUCCAGCAUCUUCUUCAGUGUUGCCAUCUCUAGGAAGGAACCACUUGGGACCGUGAAGACUCCAGACCCUGUGGCCAUGAUGGAAAUCAAAGGAAGCCACCCUCAGUGUCACCUGCCACUCGACUGUGUGUGCCCCCGUGUGCCGAGAGAUGGCCCAGAGCCAGUUCCCCUCCAGCUGCAAGGGCGUGGUGUCCCCAGAGCUCUGAGUCUGCCACUGUCCCUCUCUGCUACUGCUGCUGGUCUGAAAAUUAAAACCCCAUGGUUCCCUUCCCCAUUCGGGCGGGGUGUGAACAGGCAAGGACCCAGAUGCAUCAGACACAGCCCCCAAGAUGGUCCUUUCUACUCAGCCAGCUUGGGAGACGGACACAGCACUCAUGGCCCGGGCCGUGAUCCACCCUCCCCAAGUCCACCAGGGCCAGCGGCCCCUCACCUCUCUAGUCACUGGUGAGACCUUCCACAACUUUCCUCCAGACCUGCCCGCAGAUGUGCCCACCAGGGGCGUUAGGUGUCUGCCGGAGCCUGGCCAUAGGGUAGCCUGGGGAGCCGCGCUGAGAUCUUUUGCCACCUGCAUUUUAGAGGAACACAGUCUCUAUCUCCUCCGCCAAGCCAGCUGUCCCGGCAAGGCCUGCCAAGGGCAGUUUUCAGCCUCCUGAAGGAAACACAGUCCUGCCAAGGAGGGGGAGUGGCGCCCAUGGGGGCAGGCCUCAGUCUUCAGAAGCCAUCCGAGUAGCUGUGCCCACCCAGCCUUCAUGGGUCAUCAGAAGCCCUCCGGGACGCUGUGCCCACCCAGCCUUCAUGGGUCAUCAGAAGCCCUCCGGGUAGCUGUGCCCACCCAGCCUUCAUGGCUGCAGGUACAAGGACCUUUGCUUCCAUAGAGAAAAGACACAGCUCAGAAAGGGGGCCACGUGGGCAGAAACCCCAAGGAAGGACAAACUGUGACCACCAUGGCCGUGUGCAGAGUCCCUGGAAGAGAAGGAAGGCAGAGUAGGGCAGGGGGAAGACCGUCACGGGGAGAAGGACCACAGCAUCAGAAGACGGGAUACCCCACGCGCAGCAGGCAGCCUGUGUGUUGCUUAAUUUUGUAAGAGCAAGAGGGGUGGAGAAGAUCAAGCUGGCCCUGGCCGAAGCUGGCUAGCCCCUGAGACGUGCACUUCUGGUUUUGAAAUGAUUCUGUCUAUGGGGCAGCAGAAACUAGAGAAGGCAAGUGACUGCCCCGCCCCAAGGCGUGACCGGGAGGAACAGCCUGCAGCUCACUCCAUGCCACACGGGUGGGCCACCAGCCUGCCAUCAGAAGUCUCUGGGCUCCAACUGGCCUUGUGAACACUGAGCACUGAAGGAGAGAGGUCUUGGCCAGGGCUGGACAGCAUGCCCGGGAGGACCAGCAGAGGAUAAAAGACACUGCUCAGGGCAGGGCUUCUACCCUGCGUCCCUGGCCAAGGACAGGGCAGUCCCCUGUGCAGGCUUGCAGGGUCACUCUCAGGGGCCUCUUUCUGCUGGGGCUGGCGACUUGCCUCUGGGGGACACCUCCAGGUAUGUGGGGUGAGGAUUUCCUAUAACCAGGGCUCCCAGAAGCUUUUCUUAUGUAAGGAGGUCUGGGAGCCCAUUGGAGGCCACCAGCCAUUUUGGCUCCAAAGGACCCCACCUCACCCGGGUCUCAGCGGCAGUGGGCACAGCUGUGUCUUCAGGAGCUCCCUGCAAACCUCAUAGCUGGGGCGCUCCCAGACAGGCCAGUCCAGACGAGACAUGCUGGGUCCCUGGCAUCUGGAGGAAGAACCAGGAGGGUGAGAAGGCCCACAGUGGGGGCUGUGGCUUCUGACACUCAGGUCAUAGCCUCAGAGGUCUGAGGUCAGCCCCCACAGACCCAUCUGGCCCGCCCCCCGAGUCCCUGCAGAGAGCACUUAGAGUUAUGGCCCGGGCCCUGGUCCACCCUUCCCCUGUGCACCAUCUGGCUUGGUUUGCCAAGUCAGGGAGCAGGGCAGGCCGCAGGAACUCCCAAACCUUGGCUUUGAAUGUUGCUGUGGAGGUGUGCUCAUCCCUUUCUGGACGUGGGAGGUACCUGUCCCAGCAGGUCAGAUGAGGCCAGCUGAGGUGCUCCCCCAGGCAGAAGGGCCAGCCUCCGCCAUGGCCUAGGGUUGGGAGGAGAGGCCUCCGUGAGCAGCCCCUCCUCUGCUGCCCUCCCACCCUGGUCCCUCUCCCCCAGCCUUGGCAGCCUCCCAUGACCCAAACGCUGGUGUUCACAAGCAACCCAAGGGGCAGGUGAGGCGCAGCCCUGGCAGACACGCGCUAGAUUCCUCUAAGGUCUCUGAGAUACACCGUUUUUUAAAAAGGCGUGGGGUGAACUGAUUUUGAUCUUCUUGUCUAGAUGCAAUAAAUAAACCUGAAGCAUUUCGUGUAGUCAUGUUGACAUUGGGCAUAUACUGUACGAGUUCCUUAUAUUUCCUUGAGCUAAAAAUAUGUAAAUAAUUUUUGUCUCAGUGAGGACCGAGGGUUGGAAAACCUCGAUGCCUCUGAGCCUCGGGACCGCUCUAGGGAAGUACCUCCUUUCGCCAGCGUGACUCAUGCUUCAUGGGUACUGAACACGAGGGUGGAAAUGAAAACUGGAACUUCCUUGUAAAUUUAAACUUGGCAAUAAAAGAGAAAAAAGUUA